UGCCGCGCUGAGCUCGGCCGGGGUGCCUGAAAUUCGCGGCUUCCCAUCUCUGUGUUGCGACAUCAGAAAUAGGGAAAAACCAUAAAUAAGCUUGUUCCUCCGUGCCUCGCUCACGCUGGAUGUGUAUUCAAACUCCCGGCGCUUCUCUGACCUCGUUAGGCGGGUCAAGAGCGGAUAUUUAUUAGGGUUUCAAUAAUAAAGCCCGCAGCAGAAGUGCUGCCCUGGGGCUUAGAGAGCAGAGGCAGAACUGGAUGUCUAGGGUCAGGAAAAAGACACCAACGGAGAUGCUUUGUGGGUUUGGUGUUAUCCGUCCGUAACAGCUGAGCUGAGGACUCUGUUGCUGCGAAAGUGCUGCCUCACGGAUGAAAACAAAUUGCUCCAUACAUUUGUAUUUGGCCAGUACAAAAGGUCUUGGUUCUACAUCACGACUGUGGAAGUUCAGGAUUCUCCAGCCUUGAAAAAGGUGACCCACUUUUCCAUUGUCCUGACGGCCAAAGACUUCAACCCAGAGAAAUACGCUGCCUUCACGAGGAUACUCUGCAGGAUCUACUUGAAGCAUGGAAGCCCAGUUAAAAUGAUGGAGAGUUACAUUGCAGUGCUUACAAAAGGGAUCUGCCAAAGUGAAGAAAAUGGAUCUUUCCUCAGCAAGGAUUUUGAUGCUCGGAAGGCUUACCUUGCUGGUUCCAUCAAAGAUAUAGUGUCUCAGUUUGGAAUGGAAACAGUUAUCCUAUAUACAGCACUGAUGUUGAAGAAGAGAAUUGUAGUGUACCAUCCUAGAGUAGAAGCUAUCCAGGAGUUUACCAGGACCUUGCCUGCUUUGGUGUGGCAUCGACAAGACUGGUCAAUUCUUCAUUCAUACGUGCAUCUAAACGAGGAGGAAGUGGAAGCCUUAAAAGCCUGCACAGGUUACAUUGCUGGAUUUACAGAUUCUGAAGUGACCAGCAGACCAGACCUGUAUGAUGUGUAUGUGAAUUUGGCAGACAGUGAGAUUACCGUUUCCCCUGUAGUAAAAGAGGCAAUGACAAUGGGAAAACUUCACAAAGAGAUCGGACAACUGAUUGUUCAAUCUGCAGAAGAUCCAGAUAAAUCAGACAGCCAAGUCAUUAAGGACAUUUCUCUGAAGACAAAAGAAAUCCUGGCUAUUUUAGCCUCACUUACUGAAGCUUCUGAUGGCAGUGAAAAACCAACCCUUAACUCUGAGGCCCUGAAACAAAAGCGGUUUCCACCAGCUACAGAAAACUUCCUUUUUCAUCUAGCAGCUGCUGAGCAACUGCUCAGAAUCUGAUCCUGAUGCACUGGAGUGUUAUGGACCAAUUCAGAAAGGCUGUCUCUGCCACACAGAGAGGUACACCUGGUAUUCUAUAAGGAAAAAUGCAAGGUAUAGGAGUGAAUGUUACUGUGAUACAGUGCAGAAUAUUGGAGCUUGACUGGGAACAUGGAGACGUUUUUGGGAGCAUUCCUGGUGUCAUUAUCCUUCCUCAAUCCUAACUGUGUACAGAUGGCUCCUGUGUUCCAUGCCAUGGCAUGAGUGUACAUACAACAGCAGGGGCCUGUGUGUCCAGGCUGUGCCAGACAUGAUGGCAGUGGCUGUUUGUCCUGCACAUUCCAGAGCCUGGACAGCUCUGACUUGUCUUCCUGGGCUCUGGAACACGGCUGCAGCUGUCAAAGCAGCACAGUUUGGGUGUGUUCAUCUCUGCACAGGGACACACUGAACAUGCAGUGGGCUGAGUGCUCCUUCUGGCCUUCCAGGUGUGUCAGCCUGUGGGAUGCUGCUCUUGCUCUGGGUUGCCUGAUUCCUGGAAAUCCCAACUAAAUGGACAAGUUCUCUUCUUUCUACUUGAAGGUGUCUAGGUGUGGAAAAAAAAGGAUGUCUGGGAAAAUCUGAUGUGGUAGCCUUAGUACCUAGAGAAAGGGGUAUUUUGAAGCUCAGGUGUGAGUUGAGCACCUCUUUUGGACUCCUGCCUUAGAGGUUUUCCCCCCUUCCACUCCAUCCCACGCCUCCGAUAAGAGUCCAGGAUUACUGUGUUUAAAAUGGGGCUGCCCAGGGGGGUCACAGACAAGGGCUGCUUUACAGCUGCAGUCAUUUAAGAAGUUGUUGGGGUUCUCAGCUGAGAAGAGACCUUGCCAUUCAUUCCUGAUCCACACAAAAAAGUCAGAUGAGUUAAAGCCUCAUGGAUCAGGAAUGUCCCAAUGGGAAGGUACCACAGGGAGAGCAUCAGCUUUUUAAACUACUGGAGCUGUAACACAGGUACUGUCUGGUGGUGCUCGGUGUAAAUGAGAUGGAGGUGGAAACUUUUGAAGAAAUAGUGAAAACUGGGAAAGAGUUUAGAGAAAAUUUAAAAUUUGCCUACUUGUUUGGUUGCACAGCCAUAACUCAAGAGAUUUCUUUUUGUUUCACUGAGCAGCCU
Messenger RNA from Manacus vitellinus (golden-collared manakin), 2408 nucleotides. RefSeq names its product DENN domain containing 10 (gene DENND10). Lineage: Eukaryota; Metazoa; Chordata; Aves; Passeriformes; Pipridae. Gene Ontology annotation, biological process: protein transport; regulation of early endosome to late endosome transport. The coding region runs from base 575 to 1285 and encodes 236 amino acids. The transcript is spliced from 9 exons. Gene Ontology annotation, cellular component: late endosome. The record is from RefSeq and is a predicted model, not a curated record. Gene Ontology annotation, molecular function: small GTPase binding; guanyl-nucleotide exchange factor activity.